GCAGUAAACUACGCUACUUUAAGGUUUGACUUGAGGUCUGAGGAUGCUCUCUGUCUCUGCAAAAUGCAAUCCAAUCCAAAACAAAACUGAGUCAUUUUCUUGUUUGUGCAAAGAAAAAGGAGAAAGAAAUGGAGGCAGAGCAUCAUCAAGAUGCCUCAAUCGCUAUCGGAAGCCUUUACGUUAAAGUGAUGACCGACGAACAAAUGGAACUGCUGAGGCAACAGAUAUCUGUCUACGCCACCAUCUGCGAACAGCUUGUUGAGAUGCACAAAGCAAUCACCACUCAACAGGACCUCGCAGGACUGAGGCUGGGUAAUUUGUACUGUGAUCCGUUGAUGGCGUGUUCUGGACACAAGAUAACUGCGAGGCAGCGUUGGACUCCAACGCCUCUGCAACUUCAAAUUCUGGAGCGAAUUUUUGAUGAGGGAAAUGGCACUCCAAGCAAGCAGAAGAUCAAGGAGAUAACAAUUGAACUGGGGCAACAUGGUCAAAUAUCAGAGACAAAUGUGUAUAACUGGUUCCAGAACAGAAGGGCUCGUUCAAAGAGGAAGCAACUCGCUCCCGCAGCAAAUGUUGCAGAGCCAGAAACCGAGACGGAAGUCGAUUCUCCGAGAGAGAAAAAGAUACGCGCCGCCGAGAGCGUUCAGGUUGUUCAACCCUUUGAGAAUUCAUCACCUCAUAGGAUCAAGGACAUGUACAUCCACAGUCCUGACUUAGGAUUUGAGCAAUUGAUGAGUAAAAUAGAUGUUGCAGGCUGCUACGGCUCUUAUUUUCUUUGACAAAAUCUGUGGAAUGCAUGGGUUCAAGAUAUUUCAUAUAUAACAUUAGUUAUUUCAUGUUAUUUUAAAUAUCAGUAUAGUUUACUUAUAAUGACACCUGGCAAGAAGAGAUAAUUAUUCCUUCUUCAUGGAAUCAGAAUUUAGUAAUUAUUCCGUC
This is a messenger RNA of Vigna radiata var. radiata (mung bean), 936 nucleotides long. Its product is annotated as WUSCHEL-related homeobox 13. The record is from RefSeq and is a predicted model, not a curated record. Lineage: Eukaryota; Viridiplantae; Streptophyta; Magnoliopsida; Fabales; Fabaceae. The coding region runs from base 129 to 779 and encodes 216 amino acids. Gene Ontology annotation, molecular function: DNA binding; DNA-binding transcription factor activity. The transcript has 3 exons.